Messenger RNA from Symbiodinium natans, 813 nucleotides. Lineage: Eukaryota; Dinophyceae; Suessiales; Symbiodiniaceae. The record is from the annotation of a GenBank genome assembly.
AUGGGCCCCAUGACUAUCAGAGGUGUGGGUUGGGGGAACCGACAAAUGCGCCCUGUGACUGGCAGCACCGUCUUCUAUUCUGAGCUGCAGCAGGAGUUCCAGCUCGGAUUCAAGGACAACUUCCUGAUCCUGGGCGAGUACCGGGCACGGAUUCAUGCCGCCGAGCUCCUGUGGGAAAUCCGAGGCCGCCCGGAGGAACGCAUCACCUGGAAGAAACUCGGUGCGCCGGACAUCGUGGAAUUGGACGCGGAGCCCGACCCAGACGACGACGCACCCUUGAUGCGACCUGACGCGCCUGCGGCGCCCGCGGCGCCUGCGGCGCCCGUGGCGCCCGCAGCGCCCGCCGCGCCCGCUGCGCCCAUUGCGCCCGCUGCACCGGUGGCCCCGGUGCCGCGAGACGACUCGCCUUUGACGGUGCUCUUUUCCAGCGCGCCCAAGACCAAGAGGCGCCAGGCCCCCGCUGCCCCGGCUCCUGUGAAGAAGUACAACCUCCGAUCCCGGGAGGAUAGGGCGGAGAGGAGGGAGAGGGCUCCCGUGUACGAGAUCGAGCCUUCUUCGGUGACACCGGACAAGGAGCAAGUCCAGGAGGUGAACGGGGCCUCGCCAUUGGCAGUUUGGGGCCUGCAGAGGCUCAUAGGGCCCUCCGCACCGCCUGGGGAAUACACCUGUGCAGUCUGCUGUGCGCUGCUCCGGCCGAUGGCGGCCACUGCCAAGGCCGACCUCUUGCGCGAGAAGCUGGCGUGCGACAGCUGCGGCCGCUUCGGGCGCGGAAUCCCAGCGAGGGACUUUCUGGCCCCUUGCCUUGCACGCUGA